Messenger RNA from Syngnathoides biaculeatus (alligator pipefish), 11232 nucleotides. RefSeq names its product WD repeat and FYVE domain containing 3 (gene wdfy3). Gene Ontology annotation, molecular function: metal ion binding; protein binding. Lineage: Eukaryota; Metazoa; Chordata; Actinopteri; Syngnathiformes; Syngnathidae. The transcript has 65 exons. The coding region runs from base 29 to 10771 and encodes 3580 amino acids. The record is from RefSeq and is a predicted model, not a curated record.
GAGCUUCGUCCUGAGGAAGCCUCUGAAGAUGAACAUGGUGAAGAGGAUCAUGGGGCGGCCGCGCCAGGAGGAGUGCAGCCCCCAGGACAAUGCCCUGGGCUUGAUGCACCUGCGCCGACUAUUCUCCGAACUCUGCCACCCUCCCAGACAUAUGACGCAGAAGGAGCAGGAGGAGAAGCUCUACAUGAUGCUGCCUGUCUUCAACAGGGUUUUUGGGAAUGCGCCGCCAAGCACCAUGAUGGAGAAGUUCUCUGACCUGCUGCAGUUCACAACACAGGUUUCCCGCCUCAUGGUGACCGAGAUCAGACGCAGGGCCUCCAAUAAAUCCACUGAGGCGGCCAGCCGUGCCAUUGUUCAAUUCCUGGAGGUGAACCAGAGUGAGGAGGCCAGUCGCGGCUGGAUGCUCCUCACCACCAUCAACCUGUUGGCUUCGUCGGGGCAGAAAACAGUGGACUGCAUGACGACCAUGUCUGUACCGUCCACACUGGUCAAGUGUCUCUACCUGUUCUUCGACCUCCCACACAUGGCGGAGGCUCCCGUGGUCCCCACCGCGCCCCCUGCAACCCAGCCACUACCCUCUUUGACAUCUCCAACGCCUUCUCAGGAGAAGACGCCGGGCCCAGGCCACCCCCCCACUGAAGUUCCCCUGGCCGACCGCAGGGCUCUGCUCCAGAAAGUCUUUGUCCAGAUCCUGGUGAAGUUGUGCACGUUUGUGUCCCCCGCUGAGGAGUUGGCCCAGAAGGAUGAUCUCCACCUUUUGUUCAGUGCCAUCACAUCCUGGUGUCCCCCCCACAACCUGCCCUGGAGGAGGAGCGCGGGAGAUGUGCUCACCACCAUCUCUCGACACGGACUCAGCGUUAAUGUUGUCAAAUACAUACAUGAGAAGAAAUGCCUGUCCACAUGCGUGCAGAACAUGCAACAGUCUGACGAUCUUUCCCCGCUGGAAAUUGUAGAGAUGUUCGCCGGCCUGUCCUGCUUCCUCAAGGACUCCAGUGAUGUGUCGCAGACACUGCUGGAUGACUUUCGCAUGUGCCAGGGAUACAACUUCCUGUGUAACCUCAUGCUCAGGCUGGAGCAGGCCAAGGAGGAUGAGUCGAGGGAUGCUCUAAAGGAUCUUGUCAACUUGGUGACGUGUCUUACCACCUACGGUGUGACUGAGCUCAAACCCGCUGGCCUGACCACUGGAGCGCCGUUCUUGCUGCCGGGAUUCGUCCUCCCGCAGCCUUCGGGCAAAGGUCAGACGGUGCGCAACAUUCAGGCAUUCGCAGUGCUGCAGAACGCCUUUCUGCAGGCCAAGAGCAGUCGGCUGGCGUGCACGUUGCUGGAUGCGGUGGGCAGCAUAUAUGCCGCUGACCCGGCUAACUACUUCGUACUGGAGUCUCAGCACACGCUGUCCCAGUUCGCAGAACGUGUUGCCCGCCUGCCCGAGGAGGCGCAGGUCAAAUACUUUCAACUACUGGAGUUCGUGGUCUUUAGCCUCAACUAUGUGCCAUGCAAGGAGUUAUUCAGCAUCAGCGUGCUGCUCAAGGCCAGCGCCUCGCAUGCUUGCAGCGUGACAGCCGUGCGCGCCCUGCUGAGGAUGGCCCGGCACGACCCAGUCUUCGGGGACGUGUUGAGAGAGGUGGGCCUGCUGGAAGUGCUCGUCAACCUGCUGCACAAGUACGCUGCGCUCCUCAAGGACCCCGCCACGCAACAGCAACACAACAACGACCAGGCAGAGUGUAAGAACAACACAGUAGCCGAGGAGCCGAAGCAGCUGGCCUGGCUAGUCAUGGAGACGCUCACUGUGCUCCUGCAGGGCUCGCACACCAUGAACACCAACGCGGCGUUGUUCCGCGAGUUUGGGGGUGCGAGGUGCGUGCACAACAUCGUGAAGUACCAGCAGUGUCGCGAGCAUGCGCUCCUCAUCAUCCAGCAGCUGGUGCUGUCCCCCAGCGGCGACGACGACAUGGGCACGCUGCUGGGACUCAUGCACUCAGCACCGCCCACCGAACUACAGCUCAAGACUGACAUACUUAGGGCCCUGCUUUCCGUGUUGCGCGAGAGCCACCGCACACGCACCGUAUUCCGCAAGGUGGGCGGCUUCGUGUACGUGACAUCUCUGCUGGUGGCCAUGGAGCGCUCCCUGUGCUCGUGCCAGCCACCGCGACCUGGAUGGCACAGCGCCAAUCACCACCACCACCCCCAGAACACUAACCAGAACCGAGUGUUUGAGCUGCUGCACACCGUUUUCUGCACGCUCACCGCUGCCAUGCGAUACGAGCCUGCCAACUCGCACUUCUUCCGCACAGAAAUCCAAUAUGAGAAGCUGGCCGAUGCAGUCAGGCUGCUGGGCUGUUUCUCUGACACCAAGAAGCUUGGUCCCACCGCUGUCUUCCCAUCCAACUCAGAGCCCUUCCAGAGGCUUCUGGAGGAGGAGGCUGCCCCCGGUGGAGACAGCGUAUGUCCCACCCUCAGACACUGUGCUAAACUAUUCAUCUACCUGUACAGAAUGGCCACAGACUCCUUUGACAGUCGGGCUGAGCAGGUUCCCCCAUGCCUGACUCACGAGACUUCGCUGCCCUCACCCUGGGGUACGCCCGCUCUCGCCCGCAAGAGGCACGGCUACCAAGGUUCAUCAGGGCCCUCGGUGCCCGUCAAGCUGGUGACAGAGCUGAAGCUGCACUCCUCCAACCCCGUCCAUUCAGCCCCCUCCUCAUGUUCGGGGGGCGACAUGGUGGUCAUCCACCCAGGCGCCGUGCUGGCCAUGGUGGACCUGUUGCCUUCCGUUUCCUCCGAAAGCCAGCCGGAGCACGCUCUGGACCUCCAGCUGGCAGUGGCCAACAUGCUUCAACUGCUGGUGAACGGCGAGAGAAACCAGCAAGUUCUUUGCGAGGCUUCUCUGCACCAGCGUCUGCUGCAUCGAUGCAGCCAGGCGCUAGGCGACGAGGAUCACCCACUGCACCCGCCGCUGCAGCGCAUGUUUGAAAGACUUGCCUCGCAGGCGCUGCAGCCCAUAGCGCUCAGGGAGUUCCUGCGUCUGGGCAACCCUCUGAACUGUGGCGCAUGGGACAAGAAGCUUCUGAAGCAGUACCGUGUGCACAAGCCCAGCUCACUCAGCUACGACGUCGACAUGAGAGGAAACAUGACGACAUCCAUGGAGGGCUUCGGCGCUGACAGUGUGUUUGCCACGCCAGCUGAGGAUAGUGGCCAGUACAAUGGCCAGUACAACGGCCAAUACCGCAUCAGCCGCAGCCUGGUGCGCUCGGCCGAAGGCAGUACCGUACCACUCACACGUGUGAAGUGUCUCGUCUCCAUGACAACGCCACACGACAUACGACUGCACGGCUCAGCCGACACGCCUGCUUACAUCGAGUUUGAUGCAUCGCUAGAGGGUUUUGGGUGUUUGUUCCUUCCCAGCUUGGCUCCUCACAAUGCCCCGAGUAGUAACACCAGCUCCUCAGGAGUCAGCGAUGGCGACGUCAUCAGCGGAAUGGGGACAGGGGAACGUCUGUUUCCCCCACCAUCGGGUCUGAGCUACUCCACCUGGUUUUGCGUGGAGCGCUUCAGUGCGCCGUCGCAGAACCAUCCGGUGCGCCUGCUGACGGUGGUGCGACGUGCCACGUCAUCGGAGCAGCACUACGUGUGCUUGGCCGUGGUGCUGUCCGCUAAAGACCGCUCGCUCACUGUCUCCACCAAGGAGGAACUGCUGCAAACCUACUCGGACGAGUCUAGCGAGGAGUCGUCUUUCUACGAGAUCCUUCCAUGUUGCGCCCGCUUCCGCUGCGGUGAGCUGAUUGCUGAAGGCCAAUGGCAUCACCUGAUGUUGGUCAUGAGCAAGGGUAUGCUGAAGAAUAGCAUGGCCACGCUCUACCUGGAUGGACAGCUUGUCAACACCGUCAAGCUCCACUAUGUGCACAGCGUCCCUGGAGGCUCAGGCUCAGCCAACCCCCCCAUGGCCAGCACGGUGUAUGGCUACGUGGGCACGCCUCCUGCCCAGCGCCAGCUCUCGAGCCUGGUAUGGCGAUUGGGGCCAUGCCACUUCCUGGAGGAGGCACUUCCAGUUGCUAGCGUGGCCGCCGUCUUCGAACUGGGCCCCACUAAUGUGGGCAGCCUGCAGGCCGUCUACCUGCCCUGUAAGGAGUCCAAGGCGGAGAUGGUGCUGCCCACCCCGGUGGCGCUGGUGCCCGAGGAGAAGGUGUCCUUCAGCCUGUUUGCCGUCUCUGUGUCCAUGCUGACCGUGGCCAAGAUCAGGAAGGUCUACAACAAGUUGGACAGCAAGGCCAUUGCCAAACAGUUGGCAGUGUCCUCCCACGAAAAUGCCACGCCGGUCAAACUGAUCCAUAACGCGGCCGGCCACCUCAAUGGUCCUGCCCGCACCAUUGGCGCCGCCGUCAUUGGCUACUUGGGUGUGCGUGCCUUCUCUCCCAAACCAGUCGCCACCAACCUGCAGUAUGUGGGUGGUGCAGCUGCCAUCUUAGGUCUGGUUGCCAUGGCGUCAGAUGUGGAGGGCUUGUACGCUGCUGUCAAGGCACUGGUCUGUGUGGUCAAGAGCAACCCGCUGGCCAGCAAGGAAAUGGAGCGCAUCAAGGGAUACCAGCUGCUGGGCAUGCUGCUAAAGAAGAAGCGCUCUCUGCUCAACAGCCACAUCCUGCACCUCACCUUCUCCCUGGUGGGAACAGUGGACAGCGGCCACGAGACCUCCAUCAUUCCCAACACCACCGCCUUCCAGGACCUUCUCUGUGACUUUGAUGUUUGGCUCCACGCUCCUUACGAGCUUCACCUUUCUCUCUUUGAGCAUUUCAUCGAGCUUCUGACUGAGUCAAGUGAGGCAGCCAAGAACGCCAGGCUGCUUCGCGAGUUCCAGCUGGUGCCCAGGUUGCUGCUGACACUGAGGGACACGUCGCUGUCGCAGUCCACCGUGGCUGCCAUCAGUAACGUGCUCAGUCUGCUGCUGCAGGGCUUCCCCAACCCCUACGACCUGCUCAGGUUUGGUCAAUUCCUGUCGUCCACACUGCCCACAUUCGCUGUCUGCGAGAAGUUUGUGGUGAUGGAGAUCAACAAUGAGGAGAAAACUGAUGGAGGCAACGAGGACGACUUUGGGGGCCUGCUGUCUGCCAACCUCAUUCUGCUCAGGAACAGGCUGCUGGACAACCUGCUCAGGCUGCUCUUCACCACCAAGGACAAAACUGCUGUCAACACGCAGGCAUGCGAUGACCUGGUUCGUACCCUUGGCAUGGACUGGCUGCUGAUGUUUAUGGAGGAGCACCUACACUCCACCACGGUGGCAGCGGCCCUGUGGAUCCUCACCGUGCUUCUGUCCAACCCAGCCGUUCUCCAUCGCUUCAAGGAGGGUGCAUGUGGUGGAGGCUGGCUGGACCACACUGACUCAGUGCUCACCAACAAGAUUGGCACCGUGCUGGGCUUUAAUGUGGGGCGCAGCGCCAGCGGCCGGUCCACAGUGCGGGAGAUCAACCGUGACGCGUGCCACUUCCCAGGAUUUCCGGUUCUGCAGACACUACUGCCCAAGCACACCAACGUACCUGAGCUCUACUUCCUGUUGAUGGCACUCUUCCUGCAGCAGCCUGUCACUGAGCUGCCAGACAGCCUGCAGGUACAUUUUGACCUUGACUCCAUGUGGACGUUCAUCUUCGGUGUCCCAGCAUCCAGCGCUACUGUGGUGGGCUCCAUCCACACCUUCUGCACCGAGGCUGCUUUCCUGCUGCUCGCCAUGCUGCGAAGCAUGCUCAACCUGCCAUGGCAGUCCGAGGAGGAGGGCUCGUGGCUCCGCGAGUACCCAGUGACGCUUAUGCAGUUCUUCCGCUACCUGUACCACAACGUUCCCGACCUUUCUCCCAUGUGGCACAGUCCUGACUUCUUGUGCGCCCUGGCUGCCGCCGUCUUCCCCUUUAACAUGAGACCCUACUCCGAGAUGGUGAGCGACUUGGACGACGAGGCGGGCUCGCCCAUCGAGGAGCUGAAGGCAUUCGCCUCGGACUCGGGCAUGAACCGCAGCCAGUCUGAGUACUGCAACGUAGGCUCCAAAACGUCUCUCACCAACCACCCAGCCAAGAAGUACGUCUUUGACUUCAUGAGGGCACUCAUCAUGGACAACAUGUGCGUCACACCCGCCACCAAGCAGACUCCUGUCAUUGACCUGCUGCUAGAGGCGUCUCCGGAGCGUUCCACCAGAACUCAACAGAAGGAGUUUCAGUCCAACAUCCUGGAUGGUGUUAUGGAACACUUGCUGGCUGCUGAUGUUUUACUUGGCGAGGACUCAUCCCUGCCCCUCAGCAGUGGUGGAAGCUACCAGAUUUUGGUGCACAAUGUCUUCUACUUUAGCCAGCGCGUGGUGGACAAGCUUUGGCAGGGCAUGUUCAACAAGGACUCCAAGCUGGUCAUGGACUUCAUUGUGCAGCUAAUUGGACAGGCCAAGAGGCGUUCUCAGGGUCUGUCUCUGGACCCCAUAUACCACUGCCUGAACCGCACAGUGCUCUACCAGCUGUGCCGGCCCCACAAGACGGUGGCACAGCAGGUGGCACUGUUGGACGCACUGCGCGUUCUCACCGUCAACCGCAACUUGGUGCUAGGCCCGGGCAACCACGACCAGGACUUUGUGGCCUGUUUGGCGCACUGCUUCAUCUGCCUACACACCGGCAGCAACACGGAGGGCUUCGGAUUGGAGGCAGAGGCCCGUAUGACCACGUGGCACGUGAUGAUGUCACCGGAGAACGAGAGUGACGCGGCGCACAACCACGACGUCAGCGAAGGACGCCAGCUGCUGCUGAAGGCAGUGAACCGCGUGUGGACGGAGCUGAUGCACAGCAAGCGUCAGAUGCUGGAGGAUAUUUUCAAGGUGUCACUCCCCUGCAAUGACCGCGGCCAUGUGGACAUCGCCACGGCCCGGCCUGCCUUGGAAGAACCUGCUCUCAAGAGCUGGCAGAACCACCUGGUCCAUGAGAGGAAGUGCAUUAGCCGUGGUGAGGCUGCAGCUCCAGCGAUGGCGACCCAGUCCAAACUGUCCCGUGUCAGCAGUGGUUUCGGCCUUUCCAAGCUGACAGGCGUGCGGCGCCACAAGAAAGAGAACAGCCUGAACAAGAACAGCCUCUCCGCACAGGCCACUUUCCAGUGGAUGUUCACGCACAUCGCUGUGGUGAAAGACCUGGUAGCCAUGCAGUACAAAGAACACCAAGAGCGGCAGCAGAACGCGCUGAAGUACGUGACGGAGGAGUGGGCCUCCAUUGAAUAUGAGCUUCUUCGCGAGCGAGGCCUCUGGGGCCCGCCAAUUGGCUCCCACCUAGACAAGUUCAUGUUAGAGAUGACAGAGGGCCCGUGCCGAAUGCGCAAGAAGAUGGUUCGCAAUGACAUGUUCUACAUCCACUAUCCAUAUAUUCCUGAGACAGAAAACAACAUCAACUCUGCACAGAAACCUGUCCGCUACCGCAGAGCCAUCAGCGCUGACAGCAAAGAGUACUACAUGCGCCUACUGUCGGGCAACCCCGGAAUGUACCAACACUCGGUGGAGCACUGCAGCGAGGGCGAGACCACUCGGCACGAACCUGAGCACGGAGAGGACACCAUAGCGAGGGUCAAAGGUCUGGUGAAGGCGCCACUAAAGCGCUCUCGAUCGACGGCGGAUGGCGGUGACGAGGACGCUCAAGAUCAGAUCCAGGAUCAGCUUCUGGAGUCGGGUGGGCCAGAGGAGGAACAGCAGCAACGUACUGACAACACUGCAUUGCUGCGACUACUGGAGGAGGGCGAAAAGAUCCAGCAUAUGUACCGCUGCGCCCGUGUUCAGGGUCUGGACACUAGCGAGGGUUUGCUGCUCUUUGGAAAAGAACACUUCUAUGUCAUUGAUGGCUACACCAUGACCAUGUCCAGAGAGAUUAGGGACAUCGACACGCUUCCCCCCAACUUGCAUGAGGCCAUCAUCCCUAGAGGUGCGCGCCAGGGUCAGAGUCAGCUGAAGCGGACGUGCAGCAUCUUUGCUUAUGAGGACAUCAAAGAGGUGCACAAACGACGCUACCUGCUGCAGCCAAUGGCAGUGGAGGUUUUCUCUGCUGAUGGGAGGAACUAUCUGCUGGCCUUCCAGAAGGGUGUGCGCAACAAAGUCUACCAAAGGUUCCUUGCAGUGGUGCCUUCACUGGCUGACAGCUCCGAGUCGGUUUCAGGACAGAGGCCAAACACCAGUGUGGAACAAGGGUCUGGUCUCCUCAGCACUUUGGUGGGAGAAAAGUCUGUGACUCAGCGUUGGGAGCGAGGGGAAAUCAGUAACUUCCAAUAUCUGAUGCAUCUCAACACGCUAGCGGGUCGCUCUUACAAUGACCUGAUGCAGUACCCUGUCUUCCCUUGGAUCUUGGCUGACUUUGACUCCGAGGAGCUGGAUCUCAACAACCCCAAGACCUUCCGCAAUCUUGCCAAGCCCAUGGGGGCCCAGACAGAUGACAGGCUGACGCAGUACAAGAAACGCUACAAGGACUGGGAGGACCCCAAUGGCGAAACUCCCGCCUACCACUAUGGCACGCACUACUCAUCCGCCAUGAUUGUGGCUUCCUACCUGGUGCGCAUGGAGCCUUUCACACAGAUUUUCCUCAGACUACAGGGUGGCCAUUUUGACCUGGCCGACAGAAUGUUCCACAGCGUGCGGGAGGCUUGGCUGUCUGCUGCCAAGCACAACAUGGCCGAUGUCAAGGAGCUCAUCCCAGAGUUCUUCUACCUGCCAGAGUUCCUGCUCAACUCCAACAACUUUGAUCUGGGUGCCAAGCAAAAUGGGACCAAGCUGGGCGACGUCAUCCUGCCUCCGUGGGCCAAGGGCGACCCACGGGAGUUCAUCCGGGUGCACAGAGAGGCGCUGGAGUGCGAUUACGUGUCGGCGCAUCUUCACGAGUGGAUCGAUCUGAUAUUCGGCUACAAGCAGCAAGGGCCUCCUGCUGUGGAGGCUGUCAACGUUUUCCACCAUCUCUUCUACGAAGGCCAGGUUGACAUUUACAACAUCAACGACCCCCUCAAGGAGACUGCCACCAUCGGAUUCAUCAACAACUUUGGGCAGAUCCCCAAGCAGCUGUUUAAGAAGCCCCACCCACCUAAACGUGUGCGGAGCAAAGCUAACGGUGAUCCCACCAAUGUUCUGCCAAGCUCCACUGGCGACAAGAUCUUCUUUUAUCAUUUGGACAAUCUCAGACCCUCAUUGGGCCCUGUCAAAGAGCUGAAGGAGCCAGUGGGUCAGAUUGUGUGCACCGACAAAGGUAUCUUGGCCGUGGAGCAAAAUAAAGUGCUGACUCCGCCCACGUGGAACAAGACGUUUGCGUGGGGGUACGCUGACCUCAGCUGCCGCCUUGCAAACUACGAGUCUGAUAAGGCAUUGGUGGUGUAUGAGUGUUUGUCGGAGUGGGGUCAGAUUUUGUGCGCAAUCUGCCCCAACCCCAAACUAGUAAUCACAGGCGGAACCAGCACAGCCAUUUGUGUUUGGGAGACAGGAAUGUCCAAAGAAAGAGCCAAGACGCUCACGCUCAAGCAGGCGCUACUGGGCCACACAGAUGCCGUCACGUGUCUGACGGCGUCCUCUGCGUACCACAUUGUGGUGAGCGGCUCCAGGGACAGAACCUGCAUUGUGUGGGACCUCAACAAGCUUUCCUUCGUUACCCAGCUACGAGGACACCGCGCUCCCGUCUCCGCGCUGUGCAUCAAUGAACUCACGGGUGACAUCGUUUCGUGCGCAGGCACGUACAUUCACGUGUGGAGCAUCAAUGGAAGCCCCAUCGCCAGUGCCAACACCUUCACAGGACGCAGUCAGAACAUUGCAUGCUGCUGCGUAUCAGAGAUGAACGAGUGGGACACGCACAACGUUAUCGUCACAGGACACUCGGAUGGCGUUGUUAGGUUCUGGAGGAUGGAGUUCCUCCAAGUCCCAGAAACCCCUGCUCCUGAACCUAUAGAGCCCGAAGUUCCCGACUGCUGUGCAGAGGACAAACUUGAGGGUGGCGAUGAGGACAGCAGCGAAUCAGACGGAGAAGAAGAAGAACGACCAGGAAGUAGUCUGAGCCAUGAAGAGAAAGCUGUCCGGAACCCGUCUAGUCAGCCAGGCAGCCAGCCAGGCAGUGCUGUGCACAGACCGAGAGGUCCAUCGGCACGAGCUGGUGCGUCGUGGUCAAUGGACAGCGGCUCAGAUGAUUCCCACCGCUGGUCGGACAGCCUGAGCAUUGAUGAGAAGGACGGCUUUGUGUUCGUCAACUACUCAGAGGGCCAACACAAGGCUGUGCAUCGCCACCACACGCAACCUCACGGAAUUAGCGGCACCAACACUCAGCUUCUGCACCAACCUGUCGUGGAGGCUCGCACCUUCAACCAGCUCAGGGCAGGCUACAGGUGGGAGCGACAGCUGGUGUUCCGCAGCAAACUCACCAUGCACACGGCGUUCGACCGCAAGGACAAUGCGCAGCCUGCCGAGAUCAGUGCACUCGCCAUCUCCAAGGACCACAGCAAGAUUCUGGUGGGCGACGGGCAGGGACGCGUCUUCAGUUGGUCGGUGAGUGACCAGCCGGGACGCUCGGCCGCCGACCACUGGGUGAAGGAUGAGGUGGUGGACAGCUGCUCAGGGUGUGCUGUGCGAUUCUCCCUCACCGAGAGACGCCACCACUGCCGGAAUUGUGGACAGCUGUUUUGUCAGAAGUGCAGUCGCUUCCAGUCUGAGAUCAAGCGCCUGAAGAUUUCAUCUCCGGUGCGCGUGUGCCAGAACUGUUACUGCAACCUGCAGCACGAGCGCACCGCCGUCAACGACGAACACAAGAACUGAGCGCCCCCAUGCGCCCCUCGCCCCCACUCCAACCCAGGAAGAUGUUUAUAGUGUACAUACAUGUAACCACGGCCUUUUUAACUCCAACCACACACCCACAAAAAGGUCAAAUGUAACAUAGCGGACAUGAAAGAGAUAUGAAUGUCACUCAUGAAUAAUAAUGUCACUCGUUAUGCAAAAUUGUCUCCACUUUUUUUUCUUUUGCUGCUUUCUGAAGAGACUAGAUGGAGGGACAUGUUCAAAUAUCAUAUCUUAUAUCUGAAAAUAACUUUAUUAAUAAUGUCUGGUCAGUCUUGAGUAAGUGUACAGGAUUUUCUACAAAAAAGGACUUUCUUCUUGUAUGUUUUUUUUUUAUAUAAAUGUAUAUCAUUUAUUGACUGUGCCCACAGGCGUGAUUAUCAUCGUCAUCAUUACCAUCCUCAUGUUGAUUAAUCACAACAACAACAAAAAAUUGUUCUAGA